Molecule: messenger RNA, 1905 nt
Organism: Acytostelium subglobosum LB1
Lineage: Eukaryota; Evosea; Eumycetozoa; Acytosteliales; Acytosteliaceae
Exons: 3
Molecular function (GO): metal ion binding; phosphatidylinositol binding
Source: RefSeq, a predicted model, not a curated record
CCACUACUUGCACCACUUAGGGCAUUCGUUCGUGAGGGAUACCUGACCAAGAUAUGUCGAAAGGAACCAAAGAAGAGAUGGUUCAUACUAUUCAGUGAUGCCCUUGUCUAUGGAACAAAGACAGAGACAACAGUUGCCAACCCAAUAUACAAGUUCCAUCGUUUGCUACCACUUGCCAACUCCAAGAUCGUCAACCUCGAUGACAAAGAUUCCAAGUACAAGUUCUCAUUCCAGAUCAUUCAUACAACAAAGUCAUUCACGGUGUUUGCCGAGAAUGACUUGGAGAAGAACAAUUGGAUCACUGCAUUGGAGCUACAGUUGAAGUUCUUGUCACAGAAUGAGGGAUCAGUGGCGAGAAUGAAUAGACAGUACAGUAACAUCAAGAUGAUCCUUCCAAAGAGUGGUGAGGAGGAGAAGUCCACCACUGCUCCAGUCUGGAUUCCAGACAACGAAGCGGUCCAAUGCAUGGAGUGUAAUUCAAAGUUCACGGCCAUUAGAAGAAGGCAUCACUGCAGAAGAUGUGGAAAUGUAGUAUGUGGCAAGUGCUCUGAUCAAUCAUUCAAGUUGGACAAUCAUAGCAAGCCAGUGAGAGUGUGUCGAUCAUGUUUCUCAUAUCUGUCGGUGGCCUCGGCAAGAAAGGAAGAGAACGAGCCGGCUGCAGAGGAUGCUCAAGACACAGAGUCCGUGGCCCAGGACACAACAACAACGAAGAACACAUCAUCGUUGGCAGCAGGGGAAAACGAUUCAAUGCUGUCCGAUAUUGAGAGCGAGUCAGAGGGAUCCAUGGUCAACGACUCCAUGUCCGAGAUGCCCAACAUCACUCUCCCAGCACUGCCCGGCCAGGAUGCACCGGCCGUAUCAUUGUCACCAUACUCCAACUCUUCCACCAGCCUGCCCCACUACCAACCAUCGACCAAUGAUGGCUCAGUCACUCUGCCCGCAUUGCCAUCGAUUGGCCAGAGUCCAUCGCCAACUCAACAUCACUACGCCCCUUCGUCGCCAACACAUCCAAACAACGUGUCCAAGACAUCGUCUCAGAGCAACCUGCUCUCCUUUUGUAACCUGGUGCUCCAGUCCACGCCACAUGUGGAGCCAGCCAGUCCUCCUGUAAAGAAAUCACCAAACGAUCAAUCAUCGGAUCGAUCGAAAUUGCCGCUCAACAACUACAACGCACCUCCACCAUCAACACCGCCACAGCUGAUAUUGCCACCAACCACUCCCGACUACUCGACCGCCAAGGCGACAGACGAGUUCACGCUGCCAGUUAUCAAGUCCAUAUCACCUCAGCCACAGGCAUUGGAGCCAGAGAUCACUCUGCCAAUGAUUGUCAACAGCCACAACCUGACCUCAUCGACCUCCUUCCCAACACAAACUCCUCAUCCACUCAAGCCAGAGUCGAAGCGAUUCACCUACGCCUAUCAGAAUGCUCCAUUGGGCAGCCCACCAAACAGCAACAACAACUUCAACAACAACAACAACAACAAACCAUCACCUGUGAUGUCACUUAGUACUUCACAACAACUACCAUCCAGACCCCAACAACAACAACAACAACCUUUGGCAAAGCCAGCAGCACCCCUCAAGACACUUCCAACACCGCCACAAAAGAAGAGCCUUCCACCUCUUCCAUCGACGCCUGCAGCACCAGCAACCUCUGCAGCUCCAGCAUCGAUUGAGGUCUCCCGCUCAAUGUCAUCGUCGUCACUCAGCUCAUCGGGUGGAGCCCCGCCUCCUCUGCCACCCAAGCGUAAACCAAUCGCACUAUCUCCAACAGGUGGUGCACCAGCCUCACCGACACAACAGCAACAGCAUCAGCAUCAGCAUCCAACAUCGCCGCUUAGCUCUUCAAGUGAAGGAAACAAGCCACCUCCCCUACCACCCAAGCGAGGAAACCCAGUUCGAUGA